ACCUCAGGACAAAACUGUCCUGAGGUAGAUCAAGGAUAUUCACUUUAAUACCUAAGAUGCUGCACAUGAACCUUCACUUCAACACCCCUUCGCCACCUUAGAAGAGGCCUUAAAGAAGAACCAUCUCAAGCAACUCUUACCAAUCUAAAUCAAACGAGAACAAUGUCCGCACAACAAUAUCUCAACGUCUAUACGGGCUUGGAUAGUCUCCGGAAUUACUGGGACCCAAACAAACAACCUCCUCUACCGCUCGUCGAAGUCCCCCUAUCACUCAACCCCUUCCAUCAAGAUGGCGUGCGUAUCUAUGCAAAAAUGAUGUCAGCCCUUCCAGCAAACAACGUCAAGGCUCUCCCAGCAAUGCAUAUGUUACAAAGCGAGAAAAUGACGCAGGGCAAAAUUAAGACUCUUGUUGAGUAUAGCUCAGGCUCGACGGUUGUGUCGUUGGGUAUGAUUGCGAGGAUUUUAUAUGGGAUUGAAGAUACGAGGGCUUUUUUGAGCAACAAGACCUCGCUUGCGAAGUUGCAGAUGAUGAGGUUUUUUGGGCUGAAUAUAUCUGUCUUUGGUGGGCCAUCACAGCCCGAGCCUGAAGAUGCAAGGGGCGGGAUCUAUCGCGCCCAUAAAUUGGCACAAGAUAGAGAUGAUACAUACAAUCCGAAUCAAUAUGUCAAUGACUUGAACUGGGGUGCACACAUGAAAUGGACCGGGCCACAAAUUAUUGCACAAUUGCCACAAAUUAACGUGUUUUGUGCCGGCAUGGGAACUGCGGGUACAAUGACGGGGAUCGGCACGUAUCUGAAGCAAGCCAAGCCUUCCAUCACAAGAGUUGGUGUCUGUACCAAACCUGGCGAUCGCGUUCCGGGACCACGAUCCCACGCUCUGCUUGCACCAAUCAACUUUCCGUGGAAACAGGCUGUCGAUGAGUUGGAAGAGUGCGGAUCUCAGGAUGCGUAUCGACUGAGCAUGGAGUUGUCGAGGGAGGGACUCGUCUGUGGGCCGAGUUCCGGCUUUAAUCUACAAGGCCUCUACAACUAUCUCCAGAAAAAGAAAGAUGCUGGAGCCAUGAAAGAGUUAUCAGGAGAUGAUGGCGAAAUUCACUGUGUAUUCAUAUGCUGUGAUCUGCCUUACCAGUAUCUGGAUGACUACUUCGUUAAACUGGAUGAAAGAUACUUCCACCCCAUCCAGAACAGCAAUCUCCUUAAUGUAGACCUCCACCGCUACGACGAAGCCUGGGAGCUUGAAGCUCCAGCCGCUAUGUCAAAGCUCUACUCAACAACAGAAAUACCCAUCCAAUGCCGCCCGGAAUGGUUCCUCAUUGACCUACGGGACACCACGGAUUUCGAAAGUGGCCAUCUGCCAGAUGCGGCGAAUUGGCCCCUUAAAUCUCUUGCUAGGGGUGGGAAGAGCCCAUUUUUCGAGUCUCAGGUUCUAGAGAAGCAAUGGCUGGAGCUGGAAUCGCUGUUUGUAUCGAAAAACGGGAACUCCGAGGGUCGCCUCAAGGCGCUGAAUAGCCCUGGGCACUCCGUCAUGAUCCUUUGCUACGAUGGUGAUACAGCACGAGUUGCUACGAGUGUGUUACGAGCCAGGGACAUUGAGGCUUGGAGUGUUCGGGGAGGAAUGCUUGGCUACGAGUUUGGACAUUUGCUUGUCUCGCCGAUUAAUGCGGGGGUGGCUGAACAGCCUCAACAGCCUCAACAGCCUCAGCCAUCGCAGAUUAAGGUUGACGGAGGGUUCUGACGAUGAGAUGAAUGAAGUUCAGGCGCUAAAGUACAUAUCUAUAGAAAUUCUAGUUUGAAGUGAUCUCCGUUAAUUAAGAGUUCGGUAAAGUGACGUUCUCGACAAUGCA
Messenger RNA from Pseudogymnoascus destructans, 1843 nucleotides. RefSeq lists its product as uncharacterized. Bases 163 to 1734 code for a protein of 523 amino acids. Gene Ontology annotation, molecular function: cystathionine beta-synthase activity; cysteine synthase activity. The transcript has 7 exons. Gene Ontology annotation, cellular component: cytoplasm. The record is from RefSeq and is a predicted model, not a curated record. NCBI's taxonomy places the organism in Eukaryota, Fungi, Ascomycota, Leotiomycetes, Thelebolales, Thelebolaceae.